This is a messenger RNA of Magnolia sinica, 2016 nucleotides long. Its product is annotated as probable apyrase 6. Gene Ontology annotation, molecular function: nucleoside diphosphate phosphatase activity. The record is from RefSeq and is a predicted model, not a curated record. Lineage: Eukaryota; Viridiplantae; Streptophyta; Magnoliopsida; Magnoliales; Magnoliaceae. Bases 278 to 1894 code for a protein of 538 amino acids. Gene Ontology annotation, cellular component: membrane. The transcript is spliced from 8 exons. Gene Ontology annotation, biological process: nucleoside diphosphate catabolic process.
ACCCGGUUCCACCGGUCAACCGACCGCGGGCCGGACCGUAUCCUACAUUAUGGUGAUGGUGCUGAAAACUCAAAAUCCCUUGGUUGUCCAAGCACCAUCCGAUCAGAAAUGGCGAGAGGACGGAGCGAGAGGGAGAAAACCUGAAAAGGAAAAAAAAGAAUAAUAAUAAAAAAAAAACCUCUCCUUCUCCGAUCGCCUGUCCUCUCCCUUCCUUCCUCCCUCCCUUCCUCGAUCUCUGCCAAACCGUAAAUAAUUCUCCCGACGAUCCGCCUCUUUGAUGCGACGAUUGAAUGCCCGUUCUCCGGAAAUAGAUCAUCUGCCAUCCAUGGAUUCAUCAAAACCCCAGACUCGCGCCAUCUCCUCCCAUCGGCUCAGCUUCUCAAAUCCCAAGUCCGGCCGUGGAAAUAUCUGGAUCUUCGUUGCGGCCGUCGUCGUCAUCCUUGCCGUUUUCUUCUAUCUCUCGGCCGUCACAAGGGGCUCCGGAAAGAAAGGGUAUGGGAUCGUGAUCGACGCUGGAAGUACCGGGACGCGGAUCCAUGUUUUCGAGUUCUCGAUGAGAAGAGGAUUGCCCGUUCUGAAGUUUGGCGAUGGGGGAUCAGCGACAAUGAAGGUGAAUCCCGGGCUGUCGGACUUCGUGGCGGAUCCCAGCGGCGCGGGGAGGUCGAUUUUGGAACUUUUGAAGUUUGGGAAGGGAAGGGUACCAAAGGAGUUUUGGGAAGAGACAGAGGUUCGUCUUCUGGCGACUGCAGGAUUGCGGAGGCUCGGCGUGGAAAUUCAGGAGAGGAUAUUGGAUUCGUGCAGGCGGGUUCUUAGGUCGUCUGGUUUCAGGUUCCGGGAUGAUUGGGCUUCCGUCAUUACGGGCUCUGAUGAAGGUAUUUAUGCUUGGGUUGCGGCAAACUAUGCCCUUGGUACUCUAGGAGGUGAUCCUCAGCAAACAACUGGGAUAGUUGAACUUGGUGGGGCUUCUGCUCAGGUAACAUUUGUUUCAAGUGAGCCGCUGCCCCCUGAGUACUCUCAUACUCUUAAAUUCGGGGAAUUUUCAUAUAAGCUCUACAGUCACAGCUUGCUUCAUUUGGGUCAGAAUGUCGCAUAUGAAUCGCUGCGCGAACUUCUCAUUUCAGGAGACAUGAAAUUUGCUGCAGAAUCUGUUCUGGAGGGAACAUUUAUAGAUCCUUGUACACCCAGAGGAUAUUCACAUGAUAUGGAAUCAUUGAAUCUUCCUGGUGAUUCUAGCGCUAGAAGUGAACGUCUUCCAUCCAUGAAUGCAAGGGGUAACUUCUCAGAGUGUAGAUCUGCUGCCUUGAAGCUGUUACAGAAAGGAAAAGAUGAAUGCUUGUAUCAGAACUGCCACAUAGGAUCAACUUUUGUACCUGAGUUGCAAGGAAAGUUAUUGGCCACGGAGAAUUUCUUCUAUACGUCAAAGUUCUUUGGGCUGGCUCCAACGGCACUUCUUUCUGAUCUUACCCUGGCUGGACAACAAUUUUGUGAAGAAGAUUGGGUGAACCUGAAAAAGAUAUAUCAUACUCUCAAUGAUGAAGAUUUGAUGCGGUAUUGCUUCUCUUCGGCAUAUAUUGUGGCCUUGCUGCAUGAUAGUCUUGGAAUUGCUUUGAAUGAUGAAAGCAGGAUAGCAUUUGCAAAUCAGGUGGGUGACAUCCCACUUGAUUGGGCAGUGGGAGCUUUCAUCAUGCAGAGCGCAGCUGAUUCCGGUGUCGAACACCCUGAUUGGGUUGCUGGUAUUGUUGGGGAUGAUUCAUCUGCGCUGCUGUCUCUUUUCAUUGUUUCUGUGGUAUUGGUUUCCAUUGCGUGGUCUGUAUCGAGGUGGCAGAAACCCCAGUUGAAGACUAUAUAUGAUCUAGAGAAAGGGCGUUACAUUGUUACGCGUGUCAAUAGAUGAUUGUUGCUUUUUCAUGCCAACAUGUAGCUUCUCACAAUUCCUCUUCUUUUUGUUCUUCUUCGUUUUUUAAUGUAAUCCUCUCCCUGGGAAUGCAUCCCUUUAUGCAUUUCAUGGAUUCCUGA